This is a messenger RNA of Dromiciops gliroides (monito del monte), 11414 nucleotides long. RefSeq names its product cubilin (gene CUBN). Gene Ontology annotation, molecular function: calcium ion binding. The record is from RefSeq and is a predicted model, not a curated record. NCBI's taxonomy places the organism in Eukaryota, Metazoa, Chordata, Mammalia, Microbiotheria, Microbiotheriidae.
AUGUCUUGGCCAGUUCCUUUUCUUUGCCUCCUGCUUUCUUUAUUGAUCCUUCCAGGAUUAUAUGGUGAAUCUGAGCAACAUGAACUGCAUCGGCAAAAAAGAAAUACUAACUACCAAGCACAGCCUCGUAUGACCUCAGAGAGGGGCAACUUAGUGUUUCUUACUGGAUCUGCCCAAAAUAUUGAGUUCAGGACUGGAACCCAGGGGAAAAUUAGAGUGAAUGAAGAAGACCUCGGUGAAUGUUUAAAUCAGAUCCAAAGAAAUAAAGAUGAUAUUAUAGAAUUAAAAAGAAAUGGUGUUGGUCUUCCUCACAAUGUUUCAUAUCAGAUCAUUCACCUCAAUUCCCAGCUUGUGGAUCUUGAGAUGAGAUUUCAAAGUUUGCAGCAGACGGUUCAAAGGAAAGUUUGCAGCAGCAACCCGUGCCAGAACGGUGGGACCUGCCUCAAUCUCCUGGAUUCUUUUUUCUGUCUCUGCCCCUCAAACUGGAAGGGCCCUGUCUGCUCAGCGGAUGUCAACGAGUGUGAGAUUUAUGCUGGGACACCCUUGAGCUGCCAGAAUGGAGGCACAUGCUUUAACACAGCAGGAAGUUACAGCUGUACCUGUAAACCUGAGAACUAUGGACCCCAGUGUGCUUCUGUGUAUAAUGACUGUCACCGUGGCUCGAAAGCUCUUUGUACGCAUGGCAUCUGUGAGGAUUUGGACCGCGAGCAGGUUGAUGUGCCUAAGUAUACAUGCAUCUGUGAUGUUGGAUGGAAGGCAGCAGCCAAUGGUACUGACUGCACAGAUGACGUAGAUGAGUGCAGUCUGCCAGAUCCUCCCUGUUCUCAGAAUCCUUUGGUGGAAUGUGUCAAUACCCAAGGCUCUUUCUACUGUGGGGCCUGUCCAAUUGGCUGGAAAGGAAGUGGUUACAGCUGCCAAGAUAUCAAUGAGUGUGAAACUGACAAUGGAGGAUGUUCUGUGGCACCCAUGGUCCAGUGCAUCAACACCGCUGGAUCCUAUCAUUGUGGCUCCUGUCCUCCAGGUUACCAAGGGAAUGGGAAAGUGUGUACCCUAAUAAAUAUCUGCUCAGAGAAUAAUGGAGGCUGCCAUCCGAAUGCUUUAUGUACUGCUGGUCCAGGUUCUAUACCCACCUGUGUCUGCCAGGAAGGAUAUACUGGACAUGGUUAUGGACAGAGCGGAUGUGUCCCACUUAGCCAGAUUUGCCGAAGUCAGCCCUGUGUUAAUGGACAGUGCAUUGAAACAGUUUCUGGCUAUCAUUGCAUAUGUAAUCCAGGCUGGGAAGGCACCAACUGCACAGAAAACAUCAAUGAAUGUUCAAGUGGCCCCUGUUUUAAUGGGGGCACCUGUACCGAUGGUAUCAAUGGUUAUACCUGUGAGUGUACAAGCGCUUGGACUGGCUCCCAGUGUCAGACUCCCCAGCAAGUUUGUGGAGGUUCCCUUUCGGGCCUUAGUGGGUCCUUCAGCUACCCCAAUUCACAGAUCAUUAGCUAUAAUGAUGAUGUUAACUGCUUUUGGGUUAUCCGAACAGAAGAAGGAAGGUAAGUUCUGCAUAUAACGUUCCCAUUUUUUCAGCUAGAUUCCAGGGACAGUUGUCAUUAUCAGUUUCUUCAGAUUCACGAUGGAGAUUCUUCAGGAGCUUAUCCACUUGGAAAAUAUUGUGGCUCCAAUCCCCCUGCUGAACUAUUCAGCAGUAAUAAUGCCCUGUAUUUUUAUUUCCACUCUGACCAAUCAGUGAAUGAAAGAGUCUUCACAGUUAGAUGGGAAACUCAACAACCUGAAUGUGGUGGUUUAUUGACUGGUACUUACGGCUCCAUAAACUCUCCUGGAUACCCUGGGAAUUAUCCUCCUAACAGAGACUGCGUCUGGAUUGUUACAACCACUCCUGGCCUUGUCCUAACAUUUGCUUUUGGGACCCUCAGUUUAGAUCAUCAUGGGAAUACCAAUGGAGACUAUGUUGAAGUCCGAGAUGGUUCCCUGAAUAGUGACCCUGUACUUGGGAAGUUCUACAACACCUCGUCGGCGCCACCUCUGGAGACCACGGGUCCCUUUGGGAUUCAUUUUCACUCUGAUUCCUUAGGGAGUGACAAAGGCUUUCAUAUCACCUACAUCAGUUCAGUCGUGGAUCCUGAUUGUGGAGGAAAUUACACAGAUGCUGAAGGGACCCUCAUCUCUCCCAAUUGGCCCAGCUCUUACAUUCACAACAGACAGUGCAUCUAUAUCAUUACGCAGCCUCCUGGUGAAAAGAUCCAUCUCAACUUUACCCGAGUGGAACUAGAAGGCCAGAGCCACUGUCCGCAGAGCUCCAUUGAGGUUCGAGAUGGUGAAACCUUACUUGAAAAAUUGUGUGAUAGCAGGACUUCUGUCUCCAUAUACUCUAUUUCCAACAACAUCUGGGUCAGGUUUAAGUCAGAUCUCUCAGUACAAAAGGCCAGUUUCCAGGCCAUUUACCAAGUUGCUUGUGGGGGUGAACUAAUAGGAGAAGGCAUCAUUCGCACACCCUUCUAUCCCAAUGCUUACCCUCAUGAAAAAACUUGUGACUGGAAAAUCAGUCAACCCCCAGGCCAAGUCAUCCUCCUUAAUUUCACUGAUUUUCAUAUUGGGAAUUCUGCCAACUGUGACACUGAUUAUGUUGAGAUCGGGAACACCCUCAGUAUGGAUUCUUCUCAUAACAAAAAGUACUGUGGCACAGACUCUCCUGGAUUAGUAACUUCCACCUACAAUAUUGUCUAUGUCAGAUUCAAGAAAAGUGCCUCCCCUACAAAUUAUGGCUUCGUAGCCCGAUUCAGUGCUGCAGACCUAGCGUGUGGGGAAAUUCUUACUGCCCCAUCUGGAAGCUUUACCAGUCCUGGUCACCCAGACAUCUAUCCCCAUGGUGUCAACUGCACGUGGUUAAUCUCAGCCCAGUCUGGUUACCGGAUCCGCCUCUCGUUCCUAACGUUUCAUCUGGAUUUCCAUUACAAUUGCACCAGCGACUAUCUUGAAGUCUAUGACAAUGGCACUGGAACAACUGUUGGCAGGUAUUGUGGAAAAUCAGUGCCCCCAUCAAUCAUGAGCAGCAGCAACAUACUGAUACUGACACUAGUAACCGACGCUGCCAUAGCCUACGAAGGCUUUUCGGUGGCCUAUACCUCCAUUGAAGCUUCCAAAGCAUGCUUGGAAGACUAUACAACUCAAUUUGGCGAUCUAUACUCCCCUAACUUCCCCAGUAACUAUCCCAACAAUGUGGAAUGCAUUUAUACGAUCACAGUAGAAAGAGGUCAUCAGAUUGCAUUGCACUUCACCAACUUUUCCUUGGAGUCUGGUCUAGGUACACGUUGCAUUGCAGACUAUGUAGAAAUCAGAGAUGGAGGUCAUGAAAACUCAACGUCCCUGGGAACAUACUGUGGAACAAACAAGCCUCCAAUGAUAAUCUCCCACAGUAACAAAUUAUGGAUAAAGUUUAAGAGUGAUUUGAUGAAAUCAAGUUCUGGAUUCUCUGCUUAUUGGGAUGCAUCAUUAACAGGCUGUGGUGGAAAUCUCACGACUCCAAGUGGCAUCUUCAUGUCUCCUAACUACCCAAUGCCUUACUACCACAGUUCGGAAUGCUUUUGGUUGCUGAAAUCCAGCAGAGGCAGUCAGUUUGAACUCACGUUUAAAAACUUCCACUUAGAGAGUCAUCCAAAUUGCAGUUUAGAUUAUUUGGCCGUCUAUGAUGGCCUGAAUGCGGAUGCCUCAUCCUGUGCAAGCGUCUGUGGGAGUGAGAUCCCCCCGCUGAUUCGCUCCAGUGGAGAUAGUCUGUUCAUCAAAAUGCGAACAGAUGAACAGCAGCAGGGCGGUGGCUUCCUUGCCUGAAUAUCAAUCAGAGUAACUUGCCAGGAUGUGGUGAUUGCCAAUCUUACUUAUGGCAUCUUAGAAAGUAUAAAUUUUCCGAAUCCCUAUUCUACACACCAGCGAUGCAACUGGACCAUCGAAGUAACAGCUGGCAACACAAUAAACUAUACCUUUACAACAUUUGAAUUGGAAAAUCAUGAAAACUGUUCUGUGGAAUAUUUGGAGCUCUAUGAUGGAGCUCACCUAAUAGGCCGUUACUGUGGAGCAGAAAUUCCUCCUGCCAGGACUACCAUAGGAUCCAAGCUUCGUGUGCUCUUCUAUACCGAUGGAGUUGGCAUCAGUGAAAAGGGAUUCCAGAUGUACUGGCUCCUCAAUGGUUGUGGUGGGGAGCUGACAGGGCCUUCUGGCUCCUUUACUAGUCCUGGGUACCCAAAUAACUACCCACCCAGCAGGGAGUGUGUUUGGUACAUCCGUACAGCCCCAGGGAGCAGUAUUCAGCUCACCAUUGACGACUUCGAUGUGGAGUACCACUUAAACUGCAGAUAUGAUGUGCUCGAGGUCUAUGGUGGUCCUGAUUUUCGUUCUCCUAGGGUGGCUCAGUUGUGUUCUUCCAGAUCAAGAGAGAACCCACUGCUGGUGUCCAGCGCUGGAAAUUCAGUGGUAGUCAGAUUCAAGACUGACAGAAGCAUAAAUGGCAGGGGUUUCAACGCUUCAUGGCAAGAGAUCCCUGGAGGUUGUGGAGGAAUUUUCCAGGCUUCCAGUGGAGAAAUCCAUUCUCCAAAUUACCCCAGCUCUUACAGGAAGAACACAGACUGUUCCUGGCUUAUUCAAGUGGACAGAAACCAUCACGUUCUCUUAAACUUCACUGAUGUUGACUUUGAACUCCAAGAUGCAUGCAUUACUGUCCAUGAUGGUUUAAAUGCAGCAUCUGCUCCUCUCGUCAACCUUUGUGGAAGACAGCAACCUGUCCCCAUCAUCUCUUCAAGAAAUACCCUCUUCGUGAGAUUUCAUUCCACCGGUAGCAGCCAGAACAGAGGCUUCCGGGCUCAGUUCACAGAAGCCUGUGGAAGCUUCAUAGUCACUGAUUCUAUCGGUUCUAUUUCCUCUCCUUUGUUCCCGGCCAAGUACCAAAACAACCAGAACUGCAGCUGGAUAAUUCAAGCUCAGCCUCCAUUCAAUCACAUCACCCUCUCCUUUACUCACUUUGAACUUGAAUCCAGCCCCAACUGUUCACGGGACUUUAUAGAAAUUUUGGAUGGAAGCGAUUAUGACGCCCCUCUCCAAGGCCGAUACUGCGGCAGAAACAUGCCACUACCUGUCACCUCCUUCAGCAAUUCCUUGACUGUGAAGUUCAUCUCUAAUGCCAACAUCAAUUUUGAGGGUUUUCAUGCUACUUACACUGCAUCUUCAUCUGCUUGCGGUGGUACUUUCCAUAUGGAAGAAGGAGUCUUCAACAGUCCAGGCUACCCGGAUAUUUAUCCGCCCAAUGUGGAAUGUGUCUGGAACAUCCCUAGUUCCCCUGGAAACCGGCUGCAGCUGUCUUUCAUUGUCUUCCAAUUAGAAGAAAGUGAAGACUGUACUAAAGAUUACCUGGAGAUCCGUGAAGGAAAUGCCACAGGGCUCCUGGUCGGACGCUAUUGUGGACACUCUUUAUCUUUCAAUUACACGUCAAUCGUUGGACAUGUCCUUUGGAUCAAAUUUGUCUCUGAUGGUUCAGGCAGUGGUGUAGGCUUUCAGGCCUUGUUUGUCCAUGCAUUUGGCAAUGAUAAUAUUGUAGGAACUCAUGGGAAAAUCGCUUCUCCAUUAUGGCCCAAAAAUUACCCUCAUCACUCUAAUUAUCACUGGACAGUGAAUGUGAAUGCUUCUCAAAUUAUCCUCGGCACAGUCCUGGAGAUGGACCUAGAGAAGUCAGUUGGCUGCUAUUUUGACAGGUUAAUGAUCCGCGAUGGUCCUAACAUUCAUUCCCGACUUAUUGGAACCUACUGUGGCACAGAAACAGUUUCCUUCACCUCCUUAAAAAAUUCUAUUACAUUUCAAUUCUUGUCAGACUCAUCCAUCUCAGGAAGGGGGUUUCUUUUAGAAUGGUAUGCAGUGGAAUCUGAUACAGGACUGGUGCCUACCAUUGCUACAGGUGCUUGCGGUGGUUACCUAAGAACCGGGGAAGCUCCAGGGUUCUUUUUCUCUCCCGGCUGGCCUGAAAGUUAUGGUAAUGGAGCUGAUUGCAGCUGGGUCAUCCAGGCUCCAGAUUCAACCGUUGAGCUCAACAUUCUUUCUCUGGACAUUGAAUCUCAUCACUCGUGCUCCUACGAUAGACUCGUGAUCAGAGAUGGAAUUGACAGUACCUCACAGGAGCUGGCUGUUAUCUGUGGGCGAGAUGUUCCUGGACCCAUCAGAUCCUCUGGGGAAUACCUGCUGAUCCAUUUCACAUCUGACUUCAGUGUAACUGGUGCAGGAUUUAAUGCUUCUUUUCAUAAGAGUUGUGGUGGCUAUUUGCAUGCAAGCAGUGGGGUGAUUACAUCCCCUAAUUAUCCUGAGACCUACCCUCCUAAUCUCAACUGUUCAUGGCAUGUCCUGGUUCCAAGUGGUCUUACCAUUGCUGUCCAUUUCGAACAGCCAUUUGAGAUUUCCAGUGGAGAUCCUUCAUGUAGUCAUGGUGACUAUUUGGUGAUCAAAAAUGGCCCUGAUAGUUCUUCUCCCGCUUUGGGACCCAGGGCAGGAAACGGCCGAUUCUGUGGGAACAAUGCUUUCUCCACUCUCUACACCACGGACAAUCAGAUGUUUGUGCACUUUGUUUCUGAUAACAGUGAUGAAGGCCACGGGUUCAAGAUCAAGUAUGAGGCACAGGGUUUAGCCUGUGGUGGCAACAUCUACCUCCAUGAUUCCAACAUCGACGGCUACGUGACUUCGCCCAAUUACCCUGACAACUAUCCGGUGAAUGCUGACUGCAUUUGGAUCAUUUCUGCCCCGAGUGGGAAACUUGUAAAGAUCCAGUUUGAAGAUCAGUUUAAUAUCAAAAUAUCUCCCAACUGUACUUCCAAUUACCUUGAAUUGAGGGAUGGAGGGGAUUCCAAUGCACCAAUACUCUCCAAGUUUUGUGGAUCAUCUUUGCCCAGCAAUCAAUUGUCCUCAGGCGAUGUUGUCUAUUUGCGGUUUCAUUCUGAUGACAGCCCCACCCAUGUUGGAUUUAAGGCCAAGUAUUCUAUAGCUUUGUGUGGUGGAAUGGUCAUGGGACAGAAUGGCGUUAUUGAAAGCCCGCAAUACCCCGCACAUCCCUAUCCUGACAAUCUGCUGUGUGAAUGGUAUAUCCAGGGUCCAUCAGGACACUAUCUCACCCUCCAAUUUGAAGUCCUGAAUCUUCAAAAUUCUUCUGGUUGCGAAAAGGACUUUGUUGAGAUCCGGGAGGGCGGUGCUUCUGGAAACGUGCUGGGCAGGUACUGUGGAAACACCAUUCCUAGGGCUAUUUACACACCUAACAAUUUUGCUUUUGUCAAGUUUGUCACGGAUGGAUCUAUCCAUGCCCCAGGAUUCAGACUGGUCUUUGAAACCAGUGUUGAAGAGUGUGGAGGGGAUUUAUAUGGACACUCUGGAAUAUUCACUUCUCCCAACUACCCCAAUACAAAUUUUCAUAGUCGAAUAUGUGAGUGGAGGAUCACUGUGCCAGAAGGAAGGCGGGUAACUCUGACCUUUACCGACCUGAGGCUAGAAGACCAUCAAUCAUGCGAUAGUGAAAAUGUGACAGUUUUCAAUGGCCUUCGAAGAAACUCGCCCCAGCUAGAGAGACUGUGCAAUCGUGUGAUGACAAGGAAUUGGGUAGAAUCUUCAGGGAAUACCAUGAGAGUUCUGUUUGUCACCGAUGGAUCCAGACCCUCUGGUGGCUUCAGUGCCUUCUAUUCAUCAAGUGAAGAUGCAGUGUGUGGUGGGCAACUUACAGAUCCCUCUGGAGGCAACUUUACUUCUCCUGGUUAUGAUGGAGUUGGGAAUUAUACCAAGAACCUAAACUGUGAGUGGACCAUCAGCAAUCCCAAUGAGCACAACUCAUCAAUUUACAUUUCCUUUGAGGAGUUCCAUCUAGAGUAUCAUCAAGAUUGCUACUUCGAUGCCUUGGAGUUCCGAAUAGGAAAUGCUGAUGGGCCUCGAAUAAUGAAAAUUUGUGGACAAUCAUUACCCACAGUGCCCUUUGCUAUACCUUUUUCUCAGAUCUGGGUACAGUUUGUAACCAAUCAACUUGUGGAAAACAUUGGAUUCCAUGCUCAUUACUCCUUCACAGACUGUGGGGGCAUCCAGACUGGUGAAGGGGGGGUGAUCACCAGCCCAAACUAUCCAGCUCCAUAUGGACGGUCCAAUCACUGUUCUUGGUUGUUGGAGGCUCCAGAGGGUCACACCAUCACUCUUUCUUUUACAUUCUUUGACAUUGAAAACCACUUCACUUGUAUGUGGGACUCUGUCACUGUCAUAAAUGGAGGUUCUCCAGGGGCUCCUGUCUUGGGGCAUUAUUGUGGAACGACGAUCCCCACAGCUAUUCAGUCUGGUUCCAAUCAGCUGGUGGUCAUCUUUAAUUCAGACCAUUCUGUGCAGCAAGGCGGCUUUUAUGCCACAUGGACCACACAAACUUUGGGCUGUGGUGGAAUAUUUCAUUUUGACAAUGGCACAAUAAAGUCUCCUCACUGGCCUCAAAAUUUUCCUGAGAAUAGCAGAUGUACAUGGACAGUCAUUACACAUGAAAGCAGACACCUGGAGAUCAGCUUUGACAAUAAUUUCCUGAUUCCCAGCAGUGAUGGACAGUGUCAAGAUAGCUACAUAAAGGUUUGGUCAGGGACUGAGCAAACAGAAGGAGCCCUGUUGGCCACAGGUUGUGGAAACGUGCCUCCCAGAUCCCUCAUCAUUCCAAGAAACUCCUUCACUGCAGUGUUCCAAUCCCAGGAUGCUGUAGGGCAAGGUUUCUCUGCAUCAUACAUAAGCAGAUGUGGAGUGAACUACACCAGUCCUUCGGGUUACAUCAUUUCUCCUAACUAUCCAAGUCAGUACGAUAACAGCAUGAACUGCAACUAUAUCAUCACGGCCAACGCACAAGAUGUAAUCAUCCUAGAUUUCUUGUCUUUUCACCUGGAAGCGCCCUCAGCCUUAAGUGGAAGUUGUAUCAAUGAUGGAGUAAAAAUUAUCCGAGGUUACCAGGCAUCCUCCACACCCACUGCUACAUUUUGUGGUGAUGAAAUUCCUGAAAGCUUGAGCAUCACUGGCCCGAUGAUACUCAAUUUCUACACUAACUCUCGUAACACAGACUUUGGAUUCAAGGCAACAUACAGAAUAAUUCCAUGUGGUGGCAGAUUCAACUCAUCCUUUGGCAUCAUCAGAAGCCCAGGCUAUUCACAAACAAACUACCCCAACAAUAUAGACUGCUCCUACCUCAUCACUGUGAGAAAUGACAGAGUGAUAGCACUCAAGUUCAAUGAUUUUAACGUGGCCCUCUCCACCUUCUGUUCCCAAGACUACUUGGCUGUGUACGAUGGCCCGAAUACCAGUGCACCACUUCUUGGCAAAUUCUGCGGUUCACAGCUUCCAGCAGAUAUCAAGAGCACCGACAAUAGCUUGUUCCUGGUAUUCAAGACAGAUUUCUUUGAAACAGCAAAAGGUUGGAAGUUAACUUACAGAGAGACAUUGGGACCUCAGAAUGGAUGUGGAGGUUAUUUAACAAAUUCAAGUUCCACCUUUGCUUCUCCCGAUUCUAAUGCAGACGGCAAAUACGACAAGAACUUAGACUGUGUAUGGCUCAUAAGAGCCCCUGUCAACAAAGUAAUCAAUCUGACCUUCACUACAUUUUCCCUAGAAGGACUAUCAUCUUAUGGAAGAUGCCUUUAUGAUUAUGUAAAGGUAUAUGAUGGUGAUAAUGAAAAUGCCAAUUUGGUCGGUACAUUUUGUGGUUCCACUCGCCCUGCUCCUUUUAUCUCUCGAGGCAACUUCCUCACGGUUAAAUUUGUCAGUGACAUAUCUGUGGAAAGGGAAGGAUUUAAUGCGACAUAUACCACCUUGGACGUACCGUGUGGAGGGACCUUCAAUGCCACGUUGACCCCACAGACCACUUCGUCUCCCCGUUCUCCGAACCCUCUUUUCCCACUGUCUGUUUGCACUUGGAUCAUUGAUGCGCCUCCCCAGCAGCAAGUCAAAGUGGCUGUCCAGGCAUUUCAGCUGCACUCUGAAGACUGCUCCCAAAAUCACCUACAGAUUCAGGACUCCUCAGAGAACGAUCAGAGCUCUGUACAUCAGUUCUGCAGCAAAGAUGCUUCAGUUGUACCUGAGUUUUAUUCUUCUCAUCGAACUGCUAUUGUGGUUUUCAAAUCAGAAGAAUUCCGUAAUGACAGUAGAGUCACAUUUACCUAUCAAAUCGCAGAUUGCAACAGAGAAUAUAACCAAGCGUUUGGCUAUCUGAAGAGCCCUGGCUGGCCACAGAACUAUAGUCAUAACCUGGACUGCUCCACCAUCCUCAGAGCCCCACAGAACCACUCCAUCACUCUCUUCUUCCACUCUUUCAGUGUGGAGUCCACAAGUGAAUGCAGGCAUGACUUCCUAGAGGUAAGAAAUGGGAGUGAUGGAAAUUCCCCAUUACUUGGCAAGUAUUGUGGCACUCAGAUCCCUAAUCCCAUCUUCUCUAAAAGUCACCUUCUGUAUCUACGAUUCAAGAGUGAUGUCAUACACUCAGGUCAUGGAUAUGAAAUCCUGUGGACUUCAUCCCCGUUUGGCUGUGGUGGAACUCUCUAUGGGGACGCUGGCUCUGUGACUAGUCCCGGUUAUCCCGGUACCUAUGAGAACGACACUCACUGCGAGUGGACUAUUGCUGCCCCUGCUGGAAGAACGCUCACCAUCAGCUUUUACUUUAUCAGCAUUGAUGAUCCCGGAGACUGCAUCCAGAACUAUCUGAUUCUUUAUGAUGGGCCUGAUGCUAGCUCUCCAUCAUCUGGACCAUACUGUGGAGCGGAUACAAACAUAGCUCCGUUUAUAGCCUCCACUCAUCGUGUCUUUGUAAAAUUUCAUGCUGAGUAUGCACUUUCCCCAUCAGCAUUCCGAUUGACCUGGAGCAGUUAGAUGUUCAAUGUCUUCUUUUUGUCGGCACUUUUGUUCUACUGAAGAGAUAACCAGUUCAUAAAGUGUUUGGUAGAAUGCCGGUGCCAUCAUAAUAAGUUAGAAUUGAACAUUAUUUAUUGUCUGGUUCUAUUGUUGGGAACAACUUGUACUUUUAUCUUUUCCCCCAUGAAAAAAUAUUUAUGUACCAUUGAAUAUGAUGUGAAUCUCCUGGAGUUGUAGAUAUGCUAUAUCUUAAAUCAUUUCAUAAAUUAAAAUAACAAAUGUAUCUUAAAUGUUUACUUAAAAGACACGUCAAAAUUAUUUUGCAAAUCUAAAAACGAAGAAAGAUUGAAUAGAAAUGUAUUUUGCAUUAUAAAUGUUAAUCACAAGAAAAUAAAUACAACAACAAGAUUUUAACUGCUGUAUUAACUUUUUAAAGUUCACUAAAAAUUUGGUAAUUCACUAUAUAUACUGUAGAAAUAUUUUAAAUGACUAUCCUAAUUUGGGGGGGCUAAACUGACUGGAGGACUAAUCUGGGGACUUUUGAC